CUUUGGACUGAGGCCACAUCCGGAAAGUAUGAUAUUGUUGCAUGCGCACCAAAGAGGAUCCCAACCAAAAAUUUCAAAGAGCUACUCGAAACUAUAACCUUCCAAGAUCAACUAGGGUUUUGUGUCAUUGAUGAAGCACAUCUCAUCAUACCUUGGGGGAAUGGUUUUCGAGAGUCUUACAAAAUUCUGGGAAAACUGCGCUCCCUUCUCCCUUCCUACAUCACAUUCCUGGCCAUGUCUGGUUCCAUGCACCCUAUGACUGCA
Molecule: messenger RNA, 264 nt
Organism: Cantharellus anzutake
Lineage: Eukaryota; Fungi; Basidiomycota; Agaricomycetes; Cantharellales; Hydnaceae
Exons: 1
Source: RefSeq, a predicted model, not a curated record